Messenger RNA from Knipowitschia caucasica, 504 nucleotides. NCBI's taxonomy places the organism in Eukaryota, Metazoa, Chordata, Actinopteri, Gobiiformes, Gobiidae. The record is from the annotation of a GenBank genome assembly.
AUGGAACUAGUGAAAAACUAUGUCAAGAAAGCAAUGCCAUCGCUCAGUAGCGAUCAGAUGGAUACACUCAUGGCUAAACUGGAGGAAUUAGGAGUUCUCUCUGUAGAUGACCUGAGCCUUGUGGACCCGGAGGACAUUAAAGACACUCUGCCAUUCAUCCAGUGCAAAAGAUUCGUCAGAGCUGUCAAAGCAUUGGAAGCAGGUGACCAGCAAUUCAAGAUUGCUGUUGAUGGGUUACUUGUCAAUGACCACAUCACCUCUCCCAUUGUGGCCUUGAGCUACGUCUUCUCCAUGUUUUAUGUCUGCAACGUCCAAUACCCACCGGAGAUGGCUUUUACUCUGGAAUUCAUGCAAAGAGUUUUCUUUGGGAUCAAUCCUGAGCGAGGCUCCAAGGCAGAGAAGAAGGGGAAGAAACGGCACUUCAUUCCUCCACAGGUGUGGAAGCUGGUUUCUCAGCUGAAGGAAUUUGAAUGCAAGCAGAAGGAAUCUGAGUGGGCCUUUUGA